This is a messenger RNA of Castor canadensis (American beaver), 1845 nucleotides long. The record is from RefSeq and is a predicted model, not a curated record. Lineage: Eukaryota; Metazoa; Chordata; Mammalia; Rodentia; Castoridae.
GCAUAAACAACUCUGGGGAGAGCAGACAGACAGGCUUCAGGGCCUGGGCGGGGAGGUUAUACUUUCACCAGUCUCUUCUGUGGAGCCAGAGCCGCCAGUUCCCACCUAAGCUCAGACAAUGCCAGUGGAGGAGUUUGUGGCUGGUUGGAUCUCUGGAGCUCUGGGCCUGGUCCUGGGACACCCCUUUGACACUGUAAAGGUACGGCUGCAGACCCAGAGCACGUACCGGGGCAUUAUGGACUGCAUAGUGAAGACGUACCGCCAUGAGUCGCUCCUGGGCUUCUUCAAGGGAAUGAGCUUCCCUCUGGUCAGCAUAGCCGUGGUCAACUCCGUCCUUUUUGGGGUCUACAGCAACGUCCUGUUGGCUCUCACGGCCAUGUCCCACCAGGAGCGGCGUACCCAGCUGCCCAGUUACACGCACGUCUUCAUAGCAGGCUGCACUGGGGGUGUCAUACAGACCUUCUUCCUGGCCCCUUUUGAUCUCAUCAAAGUCCGUCUACAAAAUCAGACAGAACCGAGGGUGCAGCCUGGUGGUCCCCAACCCCGGUACCGGGGGCCUGUGCACUGUGCAGCCACCAUCUUCCGGGAGGAGGGGCCCCGGGGAUUGUUCCGUGGAGCCUGGGCCCUGAUGCUGAGGGACACUCCCACUUUGGGACUCUACUUCGUCACCUAUGAAGGGUUCUGUCACCAGAACACGCCGCAUGGCCAGAACCCCAGCUCAGCCACAGUGCUGGUGGCAGGGGGCUUUGCAGGCAUCGCCUCCUGGGUUGCAGCCACGCCUUUGGAUGUGAUCAAGUCCCGGAUGCAGAUGGAUGGGCUGAGGCGGAGGGAGUACCAGGGAGUGUUGGACUGUGUGGUGAGCAGCUUCCGGCAGGAGGGACUGAGGGUCUUCUUCCGGGGCUUGACCAUCAACAGUGCCCGUGGCUUUCCUGUCAACGCUGUCACCUUCCUCAGCUACGAAUAUCUCCUGCAUUCAUGGGGAUGACCCUGGCCAGUGAUGCCAGCUGCUGUGCAGCAGGACCAUGGCCAAUUGUGGGAUUGGAGUCCAAGCUAAAGUACCCAACUUGCAAUUCAAAGAGGCUUGGCCCUUCCUGGGUUGGGCACCUCCCCAGUGACUGGACAGGCUGGGAGCCACCUGCACAGGAAGCCAGUGGUCCUGGCCCAGCACGGACUCCAAGGCAGGGUUGAGCCUCCAGCAGGCCUCACCUCAAACCCUUUGCUUCUAUGACACUGGGGCACAAGGCACAGAUGAACCCAGCAGUGACACUCCAGUCCCCAUGCCAGUUUCCCCUCAAAGAGCUGACUUCACCUGCCUCCGUCUCUGCACCCGGCCCCCUUCCAAUGACAGUGUGCUUGGUUCCUCCCACCCCCACCAGUGGAGAGUGACCUUUUGUUUCUUCCCUGUCCGGAAUCCUCUAGGGACACCCAUCACCUUUAGGAAAAGGCCUAUGCUCCCAGCCUCUGGCUGUCUCUCCCCUUAGCUUUCCUCUUUCUUGGUCACUUCAUGGCCCUGAACAAGUUGUGCUCACUCGUGACCCAGACCUGGAAUGCUUAUCCCUGUGGCCAAUGAGGACAGGGCCUGGCAGGAUGCCUCCAGCUGACCUCACCCUUCUCCAAGACUCAGGUGGAGCACCAUCUCCUGGGGUCCCUCCUGCCCUGCCUGGGCUGACUUUGAGGUUCCCAGCACUCCAGCCCACCUCACACCUUGAUCAGAGCUGUUGCCUGUGCUGCUUCAGGGGUGUUGAUGUGCCAGUUAGCCUGCGAGUGCCUUGUGGUCAGGCUAUACAUCUACCAGUCUCAGCACCUGCCCAAGGCAGAACAGACAUCUGAACAAAUGCUCAUUAA